Messenger RNA from Lodderomyces margitis, 918 nucleotides. RefSeq lists its product as uncharacterized. The coding region runs from base 1 to 918 and encodes 305 amino acids. The record is from RefSeq and is a predicted model, not a curated record. The transcript has a single exon. NCBI's taxonomy places the organism in Eukaryota, Fungi, Ascomycota, Pichiomycetes, Serinales, Debaryomycetaceae.
AUGUCUAGAGUAGCACAGCAUAGACCCAUACGACACUUGCUAGAUAACCAUGUGUCGUUGGCUCCUUUAGUACGACAGUUGCCAUCGAGGAGAUCUGAAUUGGUUCCUUACAAUCAACAGCAACUCCACCCGCUCCAGCAGCAACAACCAUUGACAGCUCCACAAUAUCCCCCGUCACUUCCACCAUUACGUGUCAAACCGUGUACUAGAUUCAGCAAAAUUCCACGUAUUUUUAACAAAUGUGACAAUGAUAUCUCGCCGGAGGACAAACUUGACCUUGAACGCAAGAUGAACCUUCUGAACUUGAUUGAAAAACUAAAGAGCCAGAUCCCCAAUAUACUAGAGCAUAAUUUAUCAAAGGAAAUAAUCUCAAACAACAUCUAUCUCCGAAUAUGCCCUUCCCAAUUUGAUGAAAACUAUCUUCCUAAACUACAUGGCACAAUUGCGUACAAUAGUGCAUGCAAAGCAAUAACGUUAUUCAUUACAUCAAUAAUCCUUAGCCCGCAAGUCAAACUACACAUAUCUAGUAUCAAAACUUCAAGGAAACAGGAUCCACAAUGCAUGUUUAGUACAUCAAUGAAAGUGUAUGUUAGAUGGAGUACAUGCAGGCCCAAUUGUGAACAUUUGGGGGUGCAAUCAACAUCAAAUGCCCAUUUUGGAUCGCACAAGUGGUCACCUGAGGAUACAAAGAAGUUGAUGGGGGCAAAUGUCACAUUAUCGGGGUUGAUUGGUAAAUUGACAGGUGCAGUGAUGGGUGUAAAUAAAGAGAAACAAAAGGAUUUGGAGAGGGUAAUUUCGGGGUUAUUUAUCUUUGAAUUGAAUGAUAAUUGCGAUGAAAUAUUGGUGCAUACAGUUGAGAAUAUGGAUAUUAUUGAACGGUUUGAAACAGAGCCGGGGAAUGCGUUGAGAGUGUGCUGA